GGGGUCCUUGUAGCCGCUACCGUUAGCUGAGCAGCAGCUAGUCAGCUCAUUGGCUAGUUAGUCUCUGAGAGCAUCCUUCUAGAAACACCACUGAGAGGACAAGACUGCUCUUAUCACAGCUAAAGAAGGAAAUCUCUUUGAAGACAAAGAGUAUAAAGAUGCCUUCAGUGAUGGUUGGCAACAAUGCUGUCCAGUCUGCCAUUCCAGACCUGGGAAAUGCAAGUAAUUCUGAGACCAUGAAACAGGUUCUUGCUGUGAUUGACAAGAAGGUUCGCAAUAUGGAAAAGAAAAAGUCCAAACUGGAUGACUGUCAGGCGAGGAAGAGUAAGGGAGAUCAACUGAAUCAGGAUCAGCUGGAUGCCUUGACGAAGUACCAAGAGAUUGCCAACAACCUUGAGUUUGCUCGAGAAUUGCAGAAGAGCUUCCUGGCAUUGGGUCAAGAGAUUCAAAAGGCAGUGAAGAAGACUGCUAGACGGGAGCAGCUGCAGCGGGAGGAGAUGGAACAACGGCGGCUGAAGACAGUGUUGGAGCUUCAGUUUUUACUGGACCAGUUGGGAGAUGAGAGUGUCAGGCAGGACCUUAAACGGCCUGAUGCCACUGGUUCCCCUCUGCUCAGUGACGCUGACCUCAAAUCCCUUGAUGAGUUUUACAAGCUGGUUGGACCUGAUAGGAACUAUGAUGUCAGGUUGACUGAACAAUAUGAAGAAGCGUCAUUGCACUUGUUGGAACUGCUUGAAGGCCGGGACAAGGCUGUGGCAGGGACCACAUACAAGUCACUGAAGGACACUCUGGAGAAAGUGCUGCUGAGUGGUUACUUUGACAGAGCACAAACUCAUCAGAAUGGGAAGUGUGAGGAGGAAGAGGAGCAAGAGGAGCAGACUGUGGUGGCUGAGUCUAAGGCUGGGAAGCAGCCAUCAGAACCUGAAGCAUCAGCUACUGAAAAAUACACAGAGCCAAUUCAAGUGGAAACCACAGAGUUCGUAAACAGACAGUUCAUUCCAGAAACUACGUACAGCAGUACAGAAAAAGACCAAGUGGAGGAGUGGACAGUGGAGGCUCAGAUGGUGAAUUCCCUCCAGCACCAGCCCCCUGCCCAGCUGGCUGCAGAACCAACCGCUACUGUGAACCACGGCAGUCCCCCUCCGGCUGCUGACCCAGUGGUCAGGAAGCAGGUCGUGCAGGACCUCAUGGCCCAAAUGCAGGGGACGUACAACUUCAUGCAGGACUCCAUUUUGGAGUUUGACGGCCAAGCUCUGGACCCAGCCAUCGUGUCCGCCCAGCCGAUGAAGCCUGGGCAGACUGUUGACCUGCAGCAGUUGGGCUGCCCUUCAAGUGAGUCCCACUCAGAGUCCAGACUUCCUCAGACAAGUGAAGUGUCUGGACCACAGGAAUCCUCACAAGCCUCGAUGUCUCUGUCGUCUGAGCAGUCCCCCGCCCCAUGCUCCCUGUCCCCUGCUUUCCCACCUGUCUCCAAACCCACCCACACUGGAGGCAUCAAUGUCAACGCCGCACCCUUCCAGUCAGUGCAAGCGGUCUUUAAUCUGAAUGCACCCGUACCUCCAGCCACUGAUGGCCAAGCAGAUCCUCUGAAGCCGCCCAGCCAGUUCCCUGGUGGCUAUGGACAGGGCUUUAGCAGCCAGUCAGAGAGUACUGUAGACCAGCCUGACAUCCCACAGGAGACAUUCCAGUCAGUUGUUGGUGGGUUCCAGCCCCAAGACCAGGUCAUGCCAUCAACAGGAGGCCAUGAAGAGUCCUCUCCAGGCGCAGGGUUUGGACAGUCAGGUCAGUCCUUUUACAACAGCAGGGCUGUGCCCAGGGGCGGACCCAGGACCGGCCGUGGCAUGAUGAACGGAUACCGGGGCUCCUCCAAUGGAUUCAGAGGGGGAUAUGAAGGUUAUCGCCCUCCUUUCUCAAACGCUCCCAGCAGCGGUUAUGGUCAAACCCAAUUUAAUACGUCUCGGGACUAUUCCAAUAACACCUACCAGCGGGAGGGAUACCAACAAAACUACAAGCGGGGAGCUGCCCAAGGAGCUCGAGGUUUGUCGAGAGGAAAUGCUCAAACAAUGCGAUCCUAAAAGGAUCCUAAGGACCGUCAAGUCGCGCCACGUUUAACAUUCAGGAUUUUUGAAUGUGUUCGCCCCAGCUCACUUUUAUAACAAUGUUUUGUUUCUCAUUGGUAAUCUUAUUUUUUUAACUCUUGGCAUACUUAUCAGAGUCAGCCUGCUUUGGUCUGUCUAGAUCCUCUUAAUGUUCUAACACAAAAUGCUGAACUUCACCACAUGUAGGAUUAUCAGCAAGUCUGUGUGAUAUAAAAACAACAAAUAGAUAUUCCUGUAAACUUGAAAGAUUUCAUUAAUUUAUUUUUUGUACAAAAUAAAUGCAAAAAAUACCCUGCCACUGUCGAUCUGAUUCCAUGAGAAUGACUUUCUCCUGCCCUGUGCUGUCAGACACUUUUUCCUCUUGAUCUUAUAAUUUCCAUAAAGGCAUUUUUUUUUUUUUUUUACCCCCCGUCACCUCUUGCGCCAACACCUCUUUGUACGCUGAUGUUAUUGGUUGAGACUGUUUCAAUAAAGUUGUGUUCUAUUACCUUCUGGUGUGUCUGGCGAGACGGGUCCUGCCCGUCACUCAGCCCUUCGAACCUAUGACAGAUGGGAGUACCAGUAGUCUUUCUUCUGUCAGUGUAAUCAGGUAAUUAAAGCCACUAUGAGGAUUCACAGCAUUUUUUCAAAUUACUUUGAUGGCAUCCAUUUGUUUGUUGAAAAAUGAGACAAUGCCAGUGUAAAUUGGUGAAGGCUAUGUGUUGUGUUCAGCCUGUUCACUCAAAGAUGUGGCUUGUACUACAUGUAUACAGAAAAAUGAAGCCUGCACAUUAGUAGCUCAUGCCUUCGCUCGGAAUAAACUUGGUAAGAACAAA
Sebastes umbrosus (honeycomb rockfish) is the source of this 2914-nucleotide messenger RNA. It is a transcript of the gene caprin1a, whose product is annotated as cell cycle associated protein 1a. The record is from RefSeq and is a predicted model, not a curated record. The transcript is spliced from 17 exons. Lineage: Eukaryota; Metazoa; Chordata; Actinopteri; Perciformes; Sebastidae. Gene Ontology annotation, molecular function: RNA binding. Gene Ontology annotation, cellular component: cytoplasm. Bases 159 to 2075 code for a protein of 638 amino acids.